This is a messenger RNA of Microbotryum saponariae, 3094 nucleotides long. The record is from the annotation of a GenBank genome assembly. NCBI's taxonomy places the organism in Eukaryota, Fungi, Basidiomycota, Microbotryomycetes, Microbotryales, Microbotryaceae.
AUGACUGACACUUGGCCCGAACGUUCUGUCUCCCAAUCGGUUGCUGGACCGUCGACCCCGACGCGUGUGUCUCGCAACAAUGGCUUGUCGAACCUGGCACGCUACAGCCACUUCAUCCGCACCUCGUCCUCGGGCCAGCCUAACCGCUUCUGCGUUGGCGAGACCGUCGUCAUCGGUCAAGGGGCAGUGCUGAAGCAGAAAUGGUUGCAAGUCCCCGAGCAUCAAAUGGAGCGGUCCCGUGCGAUAGUCAAGGCGAUGGCCAAGGGGAAAGGCAGAGCCCAGAUGACUGCCAGUUCACGCAAGCAGCAGCCACGAGCCGAAGCGAGUUGGUUCAGCGAGGACGGGCUCGGACCACAUGACAAGGUUGGUACCCUUGUCGAUCUCUACUCGGACGAACGCGAGAGAAUGAUGGCCAAAGUGCGCUGGUUCGCCCGCCCGAGCGCCGUAUGGGGGGCCGAUGGACCCCCCGAGGAUGAGAUUGUCGACGAUGUGAGUUCAUCACCGCCCCAAUCACGGAAUAUCUUGAUCGCGGAAUGUUGAUUAAUUUAGCAUAUUCCCUCCAACUCUCAGUACGAGUUGUACUACACCUCGGACUCGGCCCAUCUACAUGAGACCCGAGCACGCCAAAGCUGGGAUCCCCAUCGAUCACCUGGCAUGCCACUCGCGUCGUCCAAACUGGUCGAAAAGACGCCGCUCUGCCUCGACCAGAUCCCCAUCGCCGCCAUCUCACGCCACGUACAGAUCCUGACCCCUCAAGAUCCUUCGCCAUCGAGACCGCUCCCUCCUUCGGCUACGCCUUGCUUCGUCGUCAAGAAAGUCUUUGAUGCCAAACCGAUUCGAGGCGCCGAGUUUUUGGGUGGUAUCGACUGGGCCGAGGUGCACAAGCAAGGCGUUCGGGACGGUAAUUGGGACGUCGAAGCCACGAUGGCAGAGAUCGAGUCCGAUGAAGAGCAAGAGAGGCCCAAGAAGAGGGGCAGGAACGACGAUGAAGCGGGGUGGAAGGGCAAACGAGCUCGUGUCGAACAGGUGAGUUCUGAUCCGUCGAUGUGCAUUGGGUGCGAUGUAGACUCAAUUUUCUUUGGCUUCUCAGGAGGACGCUAGUGAAGAAGAAGCCUCAUCGGAUGAUGAUAGCGAUGAAGUCGACGAAUACGAUGGCGCGUCGGGCGAGGAGCACGGGAGCGACGAUGCCGACGAUUCUGACAAGGAGAACGUCGACGAGGAGGAAGACGACUCGGACGAUGGCGAAACCUUGAGGGUCGCUCCCAGCAAUCGAAAGAAGAAGCAUACGAAGGCUGUCAACAAGCCCAAGCAGGCGAAACGGAUCGUACCGAAACUUAGUCAACGCGCAAGGGAUCGAGCCAACAAGGUCGCGAUCAGAAAGAAGAAGUUCUCGGGCAAACAGAAGGCCAAACAGAUGAUCAAGUGAGUCUUGCAUCUUGAUGUGGUAGUGGGCUAGCUUUUACUGACCCUGGGCCACGACCUUGCCUUCAGCCUUGUGCCCCCUGCUUUCACGCUCUCACCGGGAUUCGCCAAGCUGCCACCGUUCGAGCGGGCUAAGGCGAUGCUGCACGUUAGCGCGACUCCUGAUCUGUUACCAUGUCGAGAGCACCAAAGAAACCUUAUCUCGUCUUUGCUCGGUGACGCCGUUUUGGGUCAAACCGGGACCUGCCUCUGUAGGUCUGAACAUUCGAUUUCGGCGUUUGUCCGAGCUGACACUCCUGGGUCUCUCAGACGUCCAUGGCGUGCCGGGCACGGGAAAAACAGCCACGGUCCACAGUAUUGUCCGGGAGCUGCAAGAAGACGAGGUGAGCAUGCUGUUCAGGUCGCCUCUAUCUCGUCGAUACUGACCCACUCGAGCGCGAUGGGCAGGACAUGGACGCGUUCCAAUUCGUCGAGAUUAACGGAAUGAAGAUCGCCGAACCCACAACGGCGUUCUCCUUGCUCUGGGAAGCGAUCUCGGGUCAAAAGAGCUCCUCAAAGCAGGCCUUGGUUUCUCUUGAGAACCAUUUUCAGACGCCUGAUCCCGCCCGCAAGACAACGUGAGUCGACGACCCAAUGUUAGACAACCACACAGAGCCUCAUCUGACGGUCAUGACACAUCUUCAGAGUCGUGCUCGUCGACGAGCUGGAUCAAAUGAUCACAAAAAAGCAAGACGUGAUUUAUAACUUUUUCAACUGGCCCCAUGUGCCUCAUUCUCGACUGAUCGUCAUCGCCGUAGCCAACACUAUGGAUCUGCCCGAACGAGAAAUGUCGGGCAAGAUUCGAUCUCGGCUCGGUGAGUUCAUCAUUUAGACCCAUGGGUCGAAGACAACCCUUAAUGACGAUCGUGACCGUCUAGGCUCGAACCGAAUCGUGUUCACGCCUUACAAGUGGGAAGAGCUGCAAACGAUCCUGGUUGCCCGUCUUGAAGGGCUCGACGAGGUUUUCGCUCCUCGUGCCAUCGAGAUCAUUGCCAGGCGUGUAGCUGCUGGCCCAGGAGACGCUCGUCGAGCACUCGACAUUGCUAGGUACGUGCCUGGUCUACUCCACGGAUCAAUUCCUUUUUUUCUGAAUUCCGCCCUGACGUCGCAGACGAACGGUCGAAAAAGUGGAUCAAAGAAAUCGGGAUCGAGGCGACGGGAGGGAAGGUCGUUGCGAGGUUGCUGAUGCGACUGCGACGUACACUGAGAUGACGAACCACGGCUCGAGCGUCUUUAUCAAGCGCGCGAGCUUGCAUCAAAAGAUCUUGCUGCUCGCGCUUGCUCAAUGCAUCAAGAGAGCUGGUGUGCCGGAGGUGGAGCUCGAAGUGGUCAGUCGAAUCAAAGCUGCAUUUUGGCGCGUGAGGAGGGGCUAACGGGAGGCGCAUUUGCCGGUCUAUUACAGGUGAUCAAAUGGCAUCUUGACUUCCUUCGCCAAACCGCCAUCACCCCUGUGCCUUCUCAGUCCGAACUGUUCGCUAUCGUCGCCGAGCUGCAUGCGCUGCGCUUGCUCGUAACCGAAUCGCAAAGAGGCGACUACUUCCAACGCGUGAGGACGCUCGUCUCCAACAAUGACUUGUUCGAGGUGCUCAAGGAGGAUGAUAGGCUCAAGAACCAUGUACCUAGAUUUACUUAG